Medicago truncatula (barrel medic) is the source of this 779-nucleotide messenger RNA. RefSeq names its product 60S ribosomal protein L23a-2. NCBI's taxonomy places the organism in Eukaryota, Viridiplantae, Streptophyta, Magnoliopsida, Fabales, Fabaceae. Gene Ontology annotation, molecular function: structural constituent of ribosome; rRNA binding. The record is from RefSeq and is a predicted model, not a curated record. Gene Ontology annotation, biological process: translation. The transcript has 4 exons. Bases 159 to 623 code for a protein of 154 amino acids. Gene Ontology annotation, cellular component: ribosome.
AUUCAACAAUUCUCAAUUCCCUUUGCUUUCAAAAGGUUAUUCCCGUAAUUCCGGGUUCCCUAUAAAUCAUCAGCUACCUUCCUGCUCCAUUCCGAACCCUAGUUACUGCAGCUGCACCACCCCAUUCUUCCAUUUUCAAGGAACUUGUAAGAUUUUCAAUGGCUCCUCCAAAGGGGGAAAAUGCAAAAAAAGCUGAUCCCAAAGCUAAGGCCUUGAAGACUGCCAAGGCUGUGAAAUCUGGUCAAGUGAUUAAGAAGAAAACUAAGAAGAUCAGAACAACUGUCACAUUCCACCGGCCAAAGACAUUGUCGAGGGAAAGGAACCCUAAGUAUCCUCGCAUUAGUGCAACACCAAGAAACAAGUUGGACCAUUAUCAAAUUCUUAAAUUUCCUCUAACUACCGAGUCUGCAAUGAAGAAAAUCGAAGAUAACAACACACUUGUUUUUAUUGUCGACCUUCGUGCUGACAAAAAGAAAAUUAAAGAUGCUGUGAAGAAAAUGUAUGAUAUUCAGGCCAAGAAAGUUAACACUUUGAUCAGGCCUGAUGGUACUAAGAAAGCCUAUGUUCGGUUGACUCCAGAUUAUGAUGCAUUGGAUGUUGCCAACAAAAUUGGUAUCAUCUAAGUUGUAUUGCUUAUUUGAGCAGUGGGAAUCCAUCACUUUUAAGAUAGUUGAUAGAUAUCCUGUGUUAGGACUCCUUUCUCAUCCUUAUAUAUUUGCUCAGGUGUAUUCAAUUUUGGGAAUAUUUUCAUGAUAUCAGUUUAUAUUUUGAAAUUUAUA